ACACCCCGGGUUCAGGUGCCUCGAGUCGUCACUGGGCACGGCAAGCAGGAAAAGACGCAAGGAAGCGACCAUGUGGCUCGCCGUGGCGACGAUUGGCGUCGCCUUGCUGCUUUUCUACCUGAAAUACGUCUUCGCUUCUUCCGGAUCCAAUCCCUUUGAGGCGGACACGCGAGAACCGCCGAAGCCGAUGGUCCAUAACAGCAAAGAGAAGAAUAAAGUGUUGAAACAAGGCUUCUUGGCCAGUAAAGUUCCAGACAACCUGGAUGCCGUCAUCAUCGGCAGCGGGAUCGGCGGGCUGGGCUUGGCUGGGCUGCUGGCUAAAGUGGGCAAGAAAGUUCUGGUUCUGGAGCAGCACGACCGAGCCGGCGGAUGCUGCCACACGUUCACCGAGAAGGGUUUUGAAUUUGACGUCGGAAUCCACUACAUCGGCGAACUGCUGGACCACAAGCCGUUCCGCUGCAUUUUGGACCAGUUGACCAACGGGCAGCUGCAGUGGGAGCCACUGGAGAAUCCGUUUGACCACGUCGUGAUCGGGCCACCGGAAAACCGUCGCCACUAUCCCAUCUACAGCGGGCGGACGCGCUUCACCGAGGAGCUGAAGAAGUGCUUCCCGGGCGAGGACGUGGCCAUCGACGAGUAUAUGCGACUGGUCAAAAAAACGAGCCGCGGCAUCUGGUUCAUGGUCGUGCUCAAGCAGUGCCCGGCCUUCUUGGCUGAGCUGCUGGUACGCACCGGUGUGGUCAAAUAUCUCUCUGCGUUCUUCAAAAUGGCGCCCCACAGCUUGACCAAAGUCGUCAACGGGCUGACGGAGAACAAGGACCUCAGGGCCGUCUUUUCUUACAUCUUUGGCACCUACGGUGCCAUCCCAAAAGAAGCUAGCUUCGCCAUGCACAGCGUACUGGUCAAUCACUACCUGAACGGGGCCUGGUACCCGAAGGGCGGCGCCAGCGAGAUCGCCUACCACAUGAUCCCCAUCAUCGAGAAGGCAGGGGGCGCCGUUCUGGUGCGAGCGCCCGUAAACCGCAUCCUGUUCAACGACGCACGGGAAGCGUGUGGUGUAAGUGUCAUGAAGGGCCAGGAGGAGGUCCAUAUCCGUGCUCCCAUUGUCAUCUCCAACGCAGGUAUCUUCAACACCUACCAGAAGCUACUGCCCAAAGAACUCCAGGCCAUGCCAGCAAUCCAGAGGCAAUUGAGCAUGAUCAAGCACGGCUCAGGUGGCCUCAGCAUCUUUGUGGGACUCAACGGCACGAAGGAUGAGCUGGGCCUCAAAGCCGACAACUACUGGAUCUUUACCGAGAACAAUUUAGACGAAUUGGUGAUAGAGUACAGGGAGGGCGACAGAGAGGAGUCUUCUAAAAGAAUCCCCCUCCUGUUUGUCGCCUCCCCGUCCGCUAAGGAUCCCACCUGGGAGGAGAGGUCACCAGGCAAGUCCACGUUGAGUCUGGUCAGCUUUGCCAAUUACGACUGGUUCGAGGAGUGGAAGGACGACAAGGUGACCAAUCGAGCGUCUGACUACAAGGAGCUCAAGCAGGCGUUCAUCGAGACCGCCCUGCAGGUGGUGCUGGACGUCUUCCCUAAAAUCACUAGGGACAAGGUGGAAUACAUCGACGCCGGCACGCCCAUCACCAACACGCACUACAUCGGAACCCCCAAAGGCGAGAUCUACGGGGCAGACCACUCCAUUGAGCGCUUCACCCCGGAGCUCAACGCCAGCGUGAGGCCCCAGACGCCGUUGAAGAACCUCUACCUGACAGGCCAAGAUGUGUUCCUGUGCGGCUUUGCGGGCGCACUGGCCGGCGCGCUCACCUGUGGCUCAGUCAUACUCCAUCGCAACCUGCACCUGGAUGCCAUCGUGCUGGCCAAGAAGACCAAGUUUGUCAACAGCAAACUGAAAGCGGCCUAACCGGGAGGAGUAGGGGCAGCUGGCUCGACCAACGUGGCUUUUUAAUAAUCCAAAAGAGAACGUGGUACCAGUGAAUGAAUCAUUGGAUGAUACCUCAUUCUCAUGAUGUGAUGAAAUCUGUAACUAUUUGGUAACAAUAGUGAAGGUAACACAAAAAAAAUGGGUUCCACUGUAGUGAUGCACUCUACAGUGCUUUUAAUUAAUUACAUAUUUUUUAAAAAUACAUCAUAUUUUUCAUUAAAGCCUGCCACACACUGUGUGAUGCAGUCAAACCCAUCACAUGAAAGUAAGAGUUACCGACGCACCCCCCCACAUUGAGCGAUUGUAUUCCUAUUCCAAUCAUUUGAUCGUAGCCAGCGAGGCAUGUACAUACCUUGCGUACAUUCUGGUCACAAGCAUCGCUUUUUCAUCCACAGGCACCUUACGUGUUGCGAACACAGUUAAGUAUUGAUGUUAAACAUAAUAUUUGAUGCUUUAUAUGCUAUUUAUAUGGCUUGCGGCAGCGCGGCUCGCUUAGAAACAGGAAAUGUAUUUUCAGGGUGAGGGAAAGCUUAUGUGCGUUUUGAUUGGCUGUAAGCUGUGAAGUAGCGACGGUGUGCAUGCGAGAUUCAGAUUUUGAAUUUUUGACCAGUUGCAGACUGAUCGGCCAUUCAUGAAAACGUUUGCCAAAGAACGCACGCUUGCGCGACAGUUCAGUCGGGUUCGGCCUCGUUGCCCACUGUGCGGCAGCGUUAACAUACACAUAUACUGUAAAAUAUUAUGUAAUAAUUAGAAGAAAAAUAUGUAUUUGUAAUAAUAUAGAAAAUAAAGUUUAAAACAGCUAUGUACUGUAAUGAUAUGUGAGUAUUCUUUGGAUGUGAAAUAUCAUUUUUUUGUCUGCUUGUCUUAGUGUCCUCAGCUGUGCCCAAUGUUGGGUUGUAACAUGUUUACUAAGAGGGUUCAUAAUAAAAACACCAUUGUGUUCAAGGGAA
Messenger RNA from Phyllopteryx taeniolatus (common seadragon), 2874 nucleotides. It is a transcript of the gene retsat.2, whose product is annotated as retinol saturase, tandem duplicate 2. Bases 71 to 1903 code for a protein of 610 amino acids. Gene Ontology annotation, biological process: small GTPase-mediated signal transduction. The record is from RefSeq and is a predicted model, not a curated record. Gene Ontology annotation, molecular function: GDP-dissociation inhibitor activity; all-trans-retinol 13,14-reductase activity. NCBI's taxonomy places the organism in Eukaryota, Metazoa, Chordata, Actinopteri, Syngnathiformes, Syngnathidae. The transcript is spliced from 11 exons.